Molecule: messenger RNA, 2982 nt
Organism: Pantherophis guttatus
Lineage: Eukaryota; Metazoa; Chordata; Lepidosauria; Squamata; Colubridae
Gene: TNMD
Product: tenomodulin
Biological process (GO): negative regulation of endothelial cell proliferation; negative regulation of angiogenesis
Source: RefSeq, a predicted model, not a curated record
UCCACUCUGCUCGAGGAGGAUUCGAAGGCAUCCUGACUCCACCCCGGUCCCAGCGUCUCACCCGUCCCACUCUCUGUGACCAAAAAGAAAGAUUUGACACUCAAAGGGGGAAGCAGCAUGGGGAAACAGCUCCCGGAGGGGUCCCAGGAAUUCCGCAAGCAUGACGCUCACACUGCCAAGAAGGGGCUCUACAAAAGAGCCCAGAUUUGGGCUGUGUUAACUUUGAUUUUGCUCCUCUCCCUCACUUUGACCAUCCUGGGUGUCUCCUAUUUUUGGAAACCUGCUCCCCAAAAGAUUUAUGAACUGGAGCACAUGUUCGUCAGCAACAUGGAAAAACAGAAGAUAUUACUGAAGAUCGAUCCCCUCGCCUGGACGGAGACCUUUCAUACUGGGAAGGGUCGUGAGGAAGUCCUUGAAAUACACGAUUUUAAGAAUGGAAUAACGGGUCUCUUUUUCAUGGGCGAUCCCAAAUGCUUUCUCCAAAAUCAGAUUAAAGGGAUACCAGAAGCAUCGCAGAUGGAGACGGAGGCGCCGGAGGCAGAGGAAAUAGCCGUUACCUAUUUUGAGCAAUCGGUGCUCUGGAUUCCAGGAGAGAAACCCAUUGAAAAUAAAGAUUUUCUGAAAGAUUCCAAGAUAUUCGACCUCUGCAAAAACGUGACUGCGUAUUGGGUCCAUCCAACUCUACUAAGAGAUCCCAACGUUCUAGACUUUGAAAAAGGAAAUGAGGAUCCGAUUCCCAUGGAUGAGCGAAACCAAGCAGAUGUUCAGCAGGGACGCUGGUCCUUGAGCAAGGAAGAAAAGGAAGGCUCCAAACGCCACGCUCGGCAGCUGACCGAAGACGACUUACCAGUGAAUGACUACACCGAGCACGGCCUCGAGUUCCAUUCCCUUUGGGACGAGAGGGGAUACUGCUGCGCCCGCUGCCGUCGAGCCCACCGCUACUGUCGCAGAAUAUGUGAGCCGCUGCUAGGGUACUACCCGUACCCCUACUGCUAUCAGGGAGGGCGGGUGAUCUGCCGUACCAUCAUGCCCUGCAAUUGGUGGAUAGCACGGAUGUUAGGGCGGGUGUGAGCACGCUCCGUCCAAAAGUAGUAAUAAUAAUAUAAAAAGCUUAGUGCAGCACAGGGUCCAUUCUGACCUUCUCCCUGUAGCCUUUUCUAGGCGUGUCCUUCUCUUAAAGGCCAUUAGCACGGAUGUAUGUAUGUGCGCAUUUCUGCUAGAGCCCAGGUGCAAUUAUCUCCUGAUCAUUGUCUCUACUCCUUCCCCCCCAACUGUAUCUUUUACCGCAAGCCAUUUCUCCGGAUCGUUUUUUUUUUCUCUCUCUCUAUGCUUUUGCGCCCCCUCGGAUAUAUUAUUCGGCGUAAAGUUUUCUGCAACGCAUUCGACUGUUGUUUUUUUAAGCAGCAAAAAAAAAAAAUACACUGCGAUGUAAAGUGGAGGUUUUGGAAUAGCAAAACUGCAGUUUGGUUUGCAAACUGCAAAUCCAGAUUGGCUCCCUGUAAAAAAGGGUAAAACGAAAGGCCCUUCGGGAUCUGCGGAUAUAGCCAAACUGCGGAACCCAACGUCGCAUCCCAUAACAUAGCUGAAAGCAAGGAAUCUCUUUACACCAGCAUUCUCCUAAAAAUCCGCAAGGGGGCAUCCUUUACCUGGAAAUAAACAGUAUUAAGCUCAAUGUCAGAAAAAAAGCCAGGCGUACAUUCUACAAACUCUGCUUUUGCAGCUUCAACAGGAAUCCUUAUUUUCUCACACACCCCAAAAAUAUGUAAAAAAAAAAAAACAAACCAGAGAUUUGCAAAUUAAUUUCAGAAACUUAGGAUAUAUGUCCAAAAAUAUAUUCAGGUAGUCCUCGUUUAGUGCCCUUAAUCAGUUCAGUUAGUAAGCAAAGGAUGGCUAAGUAAAACCACUUAAGAUUUUCCUUCAGCAAUAAAGUUUCCAGUUUCUGGCAAAAAUUACCCCACAGCAAACAAUGGCCACUUAACAAUCACAGUGCUUGCUUUUGUGACCAUGGUGUUCUCUUCACUGCUGCAAAACAUAUUAUCAUAAAAUCGGGUAUAGUCACCUGGUGAUUUUCUUUAUAACCAUCAUGACUUACGACCAAAAUUGCAGGAUCAAUUACCGUUGUAAGUUGAGGACUACCUAUACAGUAGUGGCCAAAAUUGUGGAAACCUUUUGGGAAAAGUGUAUUUUUGAAGUUUGAUGGCUAAUAACACCACUUUUUUUUUUUUUUUUUUUGAGUUUCAAGAUAAUCCUAUUCCACUGCUGGAAUGGCCUGGGAAUAGCCCAGACCUUCACCCAAUUGAAAAUCUAUGGAGCUGACUAAAGAAACAUGCUAGUCAGAAGUGACCCAGCAAUAAAAACCCAGUUAAUAGAAUAAUUCUUCAAUCUUGGUUUCACAUUAGAACAGCUGCAGAACUAAAAGACUUGAUUCACUCCAUGGGAAGCCAUUGUAAGGCCGUCAUUCAUGCUAAAGAUUCCCCAACUAAGUAUUAACUGAUAUGGUGAUAGUUUUUGUAUAUCUCGUUUUUUCUGUGCUGAUAAUUUUUAUGUAUCUCAUUUUUUCUAUGUGUUUCACUUUUCUUCUUUAUACUGUAACUGCUAUUCUAAUAGCAAAUCCUUCAUAAAAGUUAUUGCAUUGCAUUCUUGAUUAAAUUAUCUUUCCAUUGAUACUGUAUAUAACUUUAUGGUACUACUCCAAAAAAAAAAGGGGGUGUUAUUAGCUAGCUUUAGAAAAUACACUUUUCCCAAAAGUUUCCACAAUUUUGGGCGCUACUACUGUAUCUUAAUUUGCAGGAAGAUUAGAAAUAAACAUGUAUAUAUUUCCAACAUUAACAAAAGGAGCAAUUCAUUCCCAGACAUUUAUCACACGUUAACAACCAGAGAAAUCAAAAUAUUUGCUGAAUUGUAACUGUUCGCAAGAAAUUAAAAACGACCAAGUAAUGUAUUUAAAGAGCUUUCAGAAUAAAAAAAAAGUGUAUAAAGGUU